Messenger RNA from Cylicocyclus nassatus, 309 nucleotides. The record is from the annotation of a GenBank genome assembly. Lineage: Eukaryota; Metazoa; Nematoda; Chromadorea; Rhabditida; Strongylidae.
AUGAGUCUGGUGGCUUUUGAAUCGGCGCUGGCUGCUAAGAUACAACAUGCCAAAGUUGGCGACAGCACGUCCUCGAACAAGCACAAUCCUUCUCCAAGCAAAAGGUCACCGCUUCCGCCACGUCGUUCUCCCCCACCACCUCCACGCUUAUCACAUCGUCGUGGACCACCUACUCCGAAACCACGACCACCCCAUCGUGGAGGAUAAGGAGAGACUCAUUGAGAACCUUCCCGUGAUUUUCUUAAAUGAUUGCACUGUGAAUGCAGAAUUUUCUCAUUCAAAUAGAUUCCACACAUAUAAGAAGAAUAA